Messenger RNA from Vitis vinifera (wine grape), 1307 nucleotides. Its product is annotated as probable glutathione peroxidase 8. Gene Ontology annotation, molecular function: glutathione peroxidase activity. Gene Ontology annotation, biological process: response to oxidative stress. The record is from RefSeq and is a predicted model, not a curated record. Lineage: Eukaryota; Viridiplantae; Streptophyta; Magnoliopsida; Vitales; Vitaceae. The transcript is spliced from 6 exons. The coding region runs from base 535 to 1035 and encodes 166 amino acids.
AAGAUGAACAAGAAGGGUGAUCAUUGCGUGUGUAUCUUAAUUACCUGCAGCCCUCCCUCCCCCUAAGAUUCUUGUCCUUAAAGAUCGCACCCUAGAGCUGCAGAGUUGAAAUCCAAAUUGAAUUCCCACAAACCACAGCUACUGCAGCAGAGUACAGCAUCAGAGGGGUUGAAAAGUGUUCACCUCCCACAGAGUCAAAACAUCACACAAUGUCGAAGCAAAUACAGCAGGGCCCAGAAUCAAUCUAUGACUUCACCGUUAAGGUCUGUUUCUUCCUUGUAUCUAAAAUUGAUUAUUUCAUUUGAUGUGGGUUUGAGUUAUUUUCCUGUUUUCCCUUUGUUUGUUCUUCGAUAUGAGGUCCACUGUCAAGGUCUUGAAUGCCUUUUGACAUGGAUGAUGGUUUCACACCCAUCCGCGAAGUGGGUUUCUUCUCUUUCUGUGACUGACUGAAGAAGGGUUUCUUGGGUUCAUGUUUCAUGCUGUGUAUGUAACAUUGCAAGAGUAUUCUAGCUGAAUAUUUCUCUUUGGAAUCACAUGUAUCGAUCUAUUUUCUAUUGUGUUUUCUUUUGCUUGCAGGAUGCUGAGGGAAAGAGUGUGAAUCUGAGCAUUUACAAGGGGAAAGUCCUACUGAUUGUCAAUGUUGCCUCCAAAUGUGGAUUAACCAACUCAAAUUACACAGAGCUGAAUCAGUUAUACGAGAAGUACAAAGAUCAAGGCCUAGAGAUAUUGGCAUUUCCAUGCAAUCAAUUUGGAGAGGAGGAACCGGGAAGUAAUGAACAGAUCUUAGAGUUUGUGUGCACUCGCUUCAAAUCAGAAUUCCCGGUCUUUGACAAGAUUGACGUAAAUGGCGAAAAUGCUGCUCCACUGUACAAGUUCUUAAAGUCAGGAAAAUGGGGAAUCUUUGGGGAUGAUAUCCAGUGGAACUUUGGCAAAUUCCUGGUUGACAAAAAUGGGAAAAUUGUUGAUCGUUAUUACCCAACAACUUCCCCUCUCACCGUUGAGAAUGAUGUAAAGAAGUUGUUGGAGGUGUCUUAAAUUCUGAGAAAUGAAGAGCUUAUUAGUAUCAUAGCAGAUAUCAAGCUCCUCAUGUUUGCUUACCCUGUUUGUGUGUGCACCUGACCCUUGGACGAAGUUGAACUUGGAUGAUAUUAUGUUUAAAGAUGACUCCCUUUGUUUCUCUGGUGUAAUCAAAUCAUCCGUUUUUUUUCCCUUUUGGUUUUCUCAAGAAACUGAAACAGAAUUAUGUUCAUACUUAUGAUCCUGUUCAGUAUUUGGGUUUUCAAUGGAUUCUCCAACAAUCAUCUGAA